AUGGGGAGGUACUUUGCCAAAUCAUACUUCAUAAGUAAUAAUGGAAACUUUUGGGUUUUACAAACAGAUUUGAAACAAGGAUUAGUACCAUUAUUUGAGGCCUAUCCUACUCUUAAUGAUGUCCCGAGCGAUUGGGAUGAUGAGAAAAAAGAGAACCUAAAACCAAAAGAACAAGAAUUAAAUAGAAAAGAAAUGAUGAUUGCAUUAGGCGCUAAGCAUCAAGAGUCGGUACGUUAUCAAUGCAGUUAUAACCCUGGUGACUUGAGAAGAAACUUAAACAAACCUCCAACUGGGUUGCGUUGGACUUUGAAAGUUGUUAAGGCUUAUCCAACAAUGGAUGAUGUUGUUAGUGAUUGGGAAUCGACUAAAGAUAAUGAUGGAAAGAAAAAGAAUGGGCUUGAUAAGAAGCUAAACGGUAGCGAUGCGGAAGAGGUAGACUUCGAGUUGCAACUGUUGGAUUCCGGCAAUAAGCCAAACACGAGUUUGAAGAGUUUAAAAUCAAGAGGACGAAGGGUGAGGAGUGAAAAGAAGAUUUAAAA
Molecule: messenger RNA, 539 nt
Organism: Strongylus vulgaris
Lineage: Eukaryota; Metazoa; Nematoda; Chromadorea; Rhabditida; Strongylidae
Source: the annotation of a GenBank genome assembly